Messenger RNA from Oryctolagus cuniculus (rabbit), 3048 nucleotides. RefSeq names its product scavenger receptor class A member 3 (gene SCARA3). The record is from RefSeq and is a predicted model, not a curated record. NCBI's taxonomy places the organism in Eukaryota, Metazoa, Chordata, Mammalia, Lagomorpha, Leporidae.
GAGGGAGGACGCGCGGGGCGUGGGGCGGCAGCACAGCUCGCGGGGCUCCAGCGAGAAGCGCGCGGCGGCGGGAUGCGCGCCCUGGGCGGGGGCGGCGCGCGGCGCUAGGCGCCCGGCGGGGCGUCCCCAGCCUGCGACCCCGCGGGACCCUCCCCCGGGCCCGCCGCCUCGGCAGCACGCAGGCGGGAGCAUGACUCCAGGCCCGAGCCCCUGUGCCGCGGGCGCCGCGUAGGAGCGGCCAUCGCGUGCCCUGGGACGACCCGCGGCUUUGCCGGCUCCCCCGCAGCUCCAGCCGCCGCCUGCAGCGGGGCCCUGCCGAGGCCCGGCCAGAAGGGACCAUGAAAGUGAGAUCGGCGGGUGGCGACGGAGAUGCGUUGUGUGUCACCGAAGAGGAACUGGCAGGUGAAGACGAGGACAUGCCAUCCUUCCCCUGCACCCAGGAGGGCCAGCCCCGGCUCCGCUGCAGCCGCUGCCAGAAGAACCUGUCCCUGCACACAUCGGUGCGGAUCCUUUACCUCUUCCUGGCCCUGCUCCUUGUGGCCGUGGCUGUGCUGGCCUCUCUGGUUUUCAGGAAAGUGGACUCUCUCUCAGAAGACAUCUCCUUGGCACAGUCCAUGUAUGACAAGAAGCUUGUGUCCAUGCAGGAAGAUCUCCAGGGGCUGGAUCCAAAAGCCCUGAACAACUGCUCCUUCUGCCAUGAGGCUGGGCAGCUGGGGAAAGAGAUCCGGAAACUGCAGGAGGAGCUAGAGGGCCUUCAGAAGAUGCUCCUGGCCCAGGAGGUGCAGCUGGACCAGACCUCCCAGGCCCAGGAACUGCUGUCCACCACCAGCAGUCAGAUCUCCCAGGAGAUGGGCAGCUGUUCCUUCUCCAUCCACCAGGUCAACCAGUCCCUGGGGCUCUUCCUGGCGCAGCUGAGAGGCUGGCAGGCCACCACAGCUGGCCUGGACCUCUCUCUGAAGGACCUCGCCCAGGACUGCUAUGACGUCAAGGCUGUAGUGCACCAGAUCAACUUCACCGUGGGGCAGACUUCCGAGUGGAUCCACGGCAUACAGCGGAAGACAGACGAGGAGACCCUGACCCUCCAGAAGAUGGUCACAGACUGGCAGAACUACACCCGGCUUUUUAGCAGCCUACGCGCCACCUCCGCCAAGACCGGAGAAGUGGUCAAGAACAUCCAAGCCACGCUGGGGGCCUCCUCUCAGCGCAUCAGCCAGAAUGCCGAGAGCAUGCACGACCUGGUUCUUCAGGUCAUGGGCUUGCAACUGCAGCUGGAUAACAUCUCGUCCUUCCUGGAUGACCACGAGGAGAACAUGCAUGACCUCCAGUACCACACCCGCUAUGCCCAGAACCGCACGGUAGAGAGGUUCGAGUCCCUGGAAGGACGCAUGGCGUCUCAUGAGAUAGAAAUCGGCACCAUCUUCACCAACAUCAAUGCCACUGACAACCACGUGCACAGUAUGCUCAAGUACCUGGAUGACGUGCGGCUCUCCUGCACGCUGGGCUUCCACACCCACGCCGAGGAGCUCUACUACCUGAACAAGUCCGUCUCCCUCAUGCUGGGCACCACUGACCUGCUCCGGGAGCGCUUCAGCCUGCUCAGCGCCCGGCUGGACUUCAACGUCCGCAACCUCUCCAUGAUCGUGGAGGAGAUGAAGGCCGUGGACACGAGGCACGGGGAAAUCCUGCACAACGUCACCAUUGUACGAGGUGCCCCCGGCCCUCCAGGACCAAGAGGACUCAAAGGAGACGUGGGUGUGAAAGGGCCUGCUGGCAGCAGAGGACCCAAAGGAGACACUGGUGGCUUGGGCCCCCCUGGGCCCCAGGGGCCUCAGGGGCAGCCUGGGGAGGCAGGACCCGUGGGAGAAAGGGGACCAGUUGGUCCUCGAGGUUUUCCAGGCCUCAAAGGCUCAAAAGGCAGCUUUGGGACUGGAGGGCCAAGGGGACAGCCAGGCCCCAAAGGGGAUGUGGGGCCCCCAGGGCCAGAGGGACCCCCAGGGUCUCCGGGGCCCUCAGGGCCUCAAGGAAAGCCAGGGAUCGCAGGGAAGACAGGGUCACCAGGCCAGCGGGGGGCCACGGGACCCAAGGGUGAGCCGGGGAUCCAGGGUCCCCCUGGCCUUCCUGGGCCCCCAGGCCCACCAGGAAGCCAGAGCCCCUACUGAGGAGGUCUGCAGCCCAGACAUUGCCACAUCAAAGGGGAACAGCUCAGGGCAAUGCGAGCUCCCCAGAAAGCCUCACCCCUCACCUACAGACAGCUGGAGGGGUCCCCCAGGGCUGAUCCUGCAGCGUUGGGCUCAUGCAUAGUGAUGCUACCAUAGGAAAGUGCCCCCUACACAUGCACACACACGCACACACACACACGCACAUUUCCCUGCUGGCCAGGGGGCCAACUGGGUUUCCCUGGCUGGGCAGGAGGAGAGGGCCGACAACCCCCUGUCCUGUGACUGAGCCUGCCAGGGAGGUGGCUACCUCGGGAAUCUGUCUCUGAAUGGUGCCAGCAUCGCCACACCCAUCCCGACCUGGGGCUCCCCAAGGUUGAGAAAACCUUGCAGGGUGGAACCUGAGAGUUAUAAUUCCAAGGUCAAGGUGAGCUUGGCGUCUGCAAGACCCUCCCCACAGUCGUGGGAACAGAGCCCUCAGGGAGCUGCCCCACUCACACAGGCAGUGGGACUCUGCCGGAUCUGGUGUUUUCAUCCCGCCCACAGGGCCCUGGACACAGCCAACAUUUUCUUUUUCACGUGUCCAGAAAAUGUCUCGCUUCCUCCUUGCUUCUGCAUCUCAGGAGUGGCCCAAGAAGAAUCCAUGCAGGAGUGUCAUCAACCCAGGGAGACUCUCAGGUUCUGGAACAUUCUGCCACAGUGAUGCCCGGCACCAGGGAAGGCUGCAGAAGCAGGAAGCAGAGGGGAGCCUGGAGGUUCUCCCUGCAAAGGCCUCCCUUGCCGCCUCCCCAGCAGGAGACCACCAGGCUACAGAAGGGCAGGCCCAGGGACCAGGGCAGCUCUCCUGUUGCCCACAGCCGCCUACGGACCUCACCACACGGCGCCUUCUCUG